AAACCUCUUAGAGGCAUACCUAACUUCCGAGUCAAUGACGAUUCUCGCAUUGAAAUUACUGCCUGUCAGGACAGCCUCGCGAUAUCGCUAGCCAAAUCCGAUUUCAGUAGUCAGUCAACGGAGCUGGCCGCAGCGGGCGGUGCGUAUGGCGUUACGGUCGGUUUAAGUGCUGGAUAUGCUACCAGUAACGAGAAAAAAAGCUCUGAAAGCAAGGCCAGCAUUACACAAACCCUUGUUGCCCGAUACCUGUAUCCGCGAUGCGAUAUCUUCUUGAGAGCGGAAGAUCUCGAACCUUCGCCAGAAUUUGUCACGCUGCUCGACAAGGCCAAAAAUCAGAAGAGCAUCGACGCAGUCCGUGCUAUUCACGAUCAAUACGGCCAAUUAUUCUGCCAAGAGCUAACGCUAGGAGCACGACUUUUGUCUACCAAACGAAUCAAAACGGACAAAGAUACCGACAUAGAACAGCACAAGGAACAGAUGAAGGCUUCUGUGGGCGCUAGUGUCCAGACCCCCUAUGGCGGUGUUUCUGCAAAGCACGAUGAAGAGAAAGUCAAGACGAAUGAUAAAUCAACCGAAAAGUCAAACACUCAGGAAACCAAUGUCUUUGAAGCCGUCGGUGGCGACACAAUCUUGGCCAACAAUCCCGCCGCCUGGGCUCCAACAGCAGCGUCACCAUACCUGUGGCGAGUGAUCAAUCGAGAACGCCUUUCCACUAUGAUAGACAUGGUCAGCGAAAUGCCUGGGUACGAAAGCGCCCAGAGCUGGUUCGUACAGGCACUGCCGGCAUUGAACAAGUACGUACGUCUAGACUCGUCAAUGGCUGUAAACGUGAGAUUCAAGGUGCAGACUCCCACGAACAGCCUUUCAGUGGAAAACCCAGGAGAUGCCUUGUUCUACCUAGGUUUCGACACAAAGUCUUCGACCACACCGAGACUCAAUGGAAUCACCCAGAAGACUGAAGAAAGCCUCUGGGCUCGUGUAGACUACACGACAGAUAUUGUCAUAUUUCACCCUACCACUUUCCGUGCACCUUGUCUGCAUGGCUUUCAGAACUUCCAAGUGGGCACUGCGCCUUUUGGAUCGAUCUAUAAUGCAGAGUUCGCAGCAACGCAAUGGAGCCUGGUGGCUCCCUUCGGAGACGAACUAAAGCACAGAUCUCGCGUGAUUCUUCGCACUGUACCUUUCCAGGACCCGGGCUACAUACCGCCAACCCAAUCCGACAGCAUAGCCAAAGAUUCAGCACCAGCAGAACCAGUAGUACCACCAGCAAGUCAUAUGGUUGUAUUCCGAAAUGCUCAAGGAACCUUCAUUCCUGGAAUGUCCGAUCGAGAUGAGUAUCAAUAUUGGCGAAUCGAAAAGACCAGCGGUGGCACACCAGGUGAACCAAUCAAGGGCGGCGAUAGCGUACGUCUCUGCUGGCAAUUUUCCGAUCAAACCACUGGCUUUCGUGAUUAUCAAGACGACGUUUUUGGACGUCGACGCAAUCAAUGUCCGCCGGAGCUUCAAUCCACAAGACUCUAUCUCAAGGUGCCCUGGCCACGAUUUGAGCCCAAAAACACACCGACUGCUAUGCUCAUGUCUGCGCAGUCCACAAUAGACGUUGCAGCCGAGGUUUUGAAUACUCGACAGGGCCCGUUUCAGUAUCACUUGCAAGAUUUGCAAUUCCGAAUCGACACUGUCGAGCAACGAGGCUUGGGAGACUCGAAUGAUUACAUGCUGGCUGGAGUUUCGCAAGAG
Messenger RNA from Bipolaris victoriae FI3, 1737 nucleotides. RefSeq lists its product as hypothetical. The transcript has 6 exons. Lineage: Eukaryota; Fungi; Ascomycota; Dothideomycetes; Pleosporales; Pleosporaceae. The record is from RefSeq and is a predicted model, not a curated record. The annotation marks the transcript as partial.